CGCCCCUUCCUCCGUCGUUCCCCUCCUUCUCCUCCUUCCCACGCCCCAGUGCGCUGUGGGAUAGUGCCACUAUAAAGUAUAUCCUCUCUCGGAGAAAGAUAAGAAGCCCGAGACAGGAGGGGGAUGAAGAUGGCGGACGCCAAGCAGAAGAGGAACGAGCAGCUGAAGCGGUGGCUGGGCUCCGAGACAGACCUGGAGCCGCCGAUCCUGAAGAAGAAGAAGACGAAGGUGAAGUUCGACGAUGGCGCCGUGUUCCUGGCCGCUUGCUCCAGCGGCGACACCGAGGAGGUGCUCCGAAUGCUCGACCGCGGCGCCGACAUCAACUACGCCAACGUCGACGGUCUUACCGCCCUCCACCAGGCGUGCAUAGACGACAAUGUCGACAUGGUGACUUUCCUGGUGGCCCACGGAGCAGGCAUCAACCAGCCUGACAACGAGGGCUGGAUCCCACUGCACGCCGCCGCCUCCUGCGGAUACCUCGACAUCGCAGAGUAUCUCAUUAGUCAGGGAGCCAACGUAGGAGUCGUAAACAGCGAGGGUGAAACGCCUCUGGACAUUGCUGAGGAAGAGGCCAUGGAAGAGCUCCUCCAGAAUGAAAUCAACCGGCAAGGGGUUGACAUUGAGGCGGCCCGCAAAGAGGAGGAGCGAAUCAUGCUGCGAGACGCCCGGCAGUGGCUCAACAGCGGCCAGAUUCAGGACAUCCGACACGCCAAGUCCGGAGGAACAGCGCUACACGUCGCUGCUGCAAAGGGCUACGUUGAGGUUUUAAAGCUUUUAAUCCAAGCAGGGUAUGAUGUUAAUAUUAAGGACUACGAUGGCUGGACUCCUCUACAUGCAGCAGCACACUGGGGCAAAGAGGAGGCCUGCAGGAUACUGGUGGACCACCUCUGUGAAAUGGACGUCAUUAAUAAAAUGGGCCAGACACCUUUUGACGUUUCAGAUGAAGAUGUUCUGGGAUACUUAGAAGAGCUGCAAAAGAAACAAAAUCUGCUGAUGAGCGAGAAGAAAGACGAUAAGAAAUCGCCUUUAAUUGAAACGACAACCACAGGGGACAACAACCAAUCACUGAAACCACUAAAGAGCAAAGAAACACUGCUGCUAGAGCCCGAAAAGACCGCUCCGCGUAUUGAGACCUUGGAGCCGGAGAAGGUGGAUGAAGAGGAGGAGGGGAAGAAGGACGAAUCCAGCUGCUCCAGCGAAGAGGAGGAGGAGGAAGAUUCGGAGUCGGAGAAUGAAGCAGAUAAGAGCAAACCAUCAGCAUCCGUCAGCAACAGCACAACGCCCGCUCCGGCCAGCAUCACCGUGUCCUCGCCGAGCAGUCCCACCAACCAGCUGACCAGCCCCUCGUCGCCAUCGAAGAAGGUCACCACGCCGCCCACGGCCACGGCCAAAGUGGAGGACGACCGCAAGGACGAGUCCCCGGCGUCGUGGCGUCUCGGCUUGAGAAAGACGGGCAGCUACGGGGCGCUGGCGGAGAUCACGGCUACCAAGGAGGCGCAGAGGGAGAAGGAUGCUACGGGUGUGAUGCGCUCGGCCUCCAGCCCCCGCCUCUCCUCUUCCCUUGACAACAAAGAUAAGGAAAAGGACAAAGGAACUCGCCUUGCCUACGUGGCCCCCACCAUUCCGAGGAGAUUGGCCAGUACAUCAGACAUUGACGAGAAGGAAAACAGGGACUCUUCUGCGGCUCUCAUACGUAGUGGCUCUUACACCCGGCGGCGCUGGGACGACGACAUGAAGAACAGCGAAGGAACCACCUCGACCAAUAGAACCUCUAGCUACCAGCGAAGCACGUCCCACACGCUAGCGCUAGGGCGAAGUGGCAGCACGCGGGACGUGCCGUCCAAGUCUUCGUCCACCUCCAGCUUGGAUCCUAACACCUGUAACACUAAACCCUGGCAGCCACCCACCUCCCACUACCAGUCAUACAGCAUUUACCGCAGCGGCUCUUUUGGUAGACGAUACGAUGACUUGAGCUCGAUGACCACCACCACCGCCGCCGCCUCCUCCUCACCUUCCGUCACUACAACCACCACCACCUCCUCAUCUGUUACCUCGCCCACAGGCCCCCGCGGCCUGCUUUCCAGCCUGGGCUCCUCCACACGCACUGGCUCCACCAGUCUCACCAGCAGGUACUGGUCAGAGGAGAGUGCAGACAGGGAAAAGGACAAAGAACGGGAGUCGGCAGCAGUAAUCCCUACCAUAAACACUGGCUUUGCUACCACCACCACAGGCACUGGCCCUGAAAGACGCAGGUCGUACCUGACACCCGUACGAGACGAGGAGUCCGAGUCCCAGAGGAAAGCUCGCUCCAGACAGGCCCGACAGUCGAGGAGGUCCACACAGGGUGUCACUCUGACUGACCUGCAAGAGGCUGAAAAGACCAUCGGCAGGAGUCGCACCCCAAAGACCCGCGAGGAGGAGAGAGAAGAGAAGCAGGACAAAGAGAAGCAGGAGGAGAAGAAGGAAUAUGAAGCUAAAGAGGACGAUUACCGACCGAAGUACCGCAGCUUUGAAGACCGCUACCGCACCUCCUCCUCCACCUCCUCUUUGUCGGCAGUCAGCACCGCCUCGGCGCCGUCUUACUCCAGCACCACAUUGACCUCCAGCUCCCUCAACAGGCCCAACAGUCUGACGGGGAUCACUUCCUCUUACAGCCGCUCGUACAGAGACAGCGAGAAAGAAACGGACAAAAAGGAGGAGGAGAAGGAGGGCGACGACAAGUCUCAGCCUCGCUCCAUACGGGAUCGCAGGCGGCCCCGCGAGAAGAGACGAUCAACUGGGGUCUCUUUCUGGACCCAAGAUGGUGAUGACAAUGACCCUGAGCAGCUGUCUGACUCGGAGGAAGGCAGCAUUAAGGGAGAAGUGCAGGUGGACAGGCUGUCCAGGAACGACGGCAGCACUUCCUCUUUAGACCGCAACGACUCUCUCCUGAGCCGCAGCUACGGCGAGAGUCGGAGGCCGUACUCCAGCCGGCUGGACAGAGACGACACCACAGACUAUAAAAAGCUCUACGAGCAGAUCUUAGCUGAGAACGAGAAGCUGAAGGCACAGUUACGCGACACGGACCUGGAACUGGCCGACUUGAAGCUGCAACUGGAGAAGGCAACCCAGAGGCAGGAGCGCUACGCUGACAGGUCACAGCUUGAGAUGGAGAAAAGGGAAAGACGAGCUCUCGAAAGGAAGAUCUCUGAGAUGGAGGAGGAACUUAAGAACCUCCCCCAGGUAAAGCAGGUUCAGACGCUGCGGCAGGUUAAGGAGCGGCUGCAGGCAGAGAACCGGGCUCUGGCCCGUGUGGUGGCAAAGCUCUCGCAGUCCGCCUGCAGCCAGCUGCCCGCCGUCGACCUCUAAAGCCACGCCCCCAUCUGCCCACCGCCACUUCCUCCUUUCUUUUCACCCCCUCCUCUGCCCUUUCUCGGCCACUCCGCUCCAUUCCCCGCCCUGCCCCGCCCACAGGUGCCCUGCCGCCAAACCGUUUUUGUGUAAUUUCCUCUCCUUCACUGGUGGGGGUGUUGUCUUUUGGUUUGAGUGGCCCCUCCCCCUUCCCAAAAAAAACACUUUCCUUUGGCAGCCGCAAAGCAAAGUGUCCUGAUGUAGUUUGUGGUUGGUCCACCGGGGGCGCCAUGCCUCACCUUGUUUGGCUUCUCUGCAUGAAGUGACCUCUUCUCUCGACAAAACGGGACAAAUGCCAAAUUCACCCCUAAUUGGCAAGAUGUUUUUGUCCAGUAAUUUGGUUGAAAAGGUGCAAACACGACAUGGACACAAGUUUUAGGACACACCUGGAAGGAAACGUUGCAGCCACACUUCUCUAAAGACCACAUGGACUUUUUGCUGCGUUCUUCCACAUCUAACUCUUCCAAGCGUGUCUUUAUGGUCAAAUGGGACACAAUUAAUUCAAUCUAAAUAAUUACUUAAAUGUGUCAUUAUUUGAUUUAAUGUAAAAGCACAUUUAAUUAUUUAAUAACUGAAUUAAUUAUUGGUUUAAUGAUUUGGUACAUAUUUCAUGAUUUUAUCAGUUAUUUUUACGAUUCCUUUAAUUCAUUACUUCAUGAAUUGAUAUUGUCUGUCAAAGUCAGUGGGCGGCUUCCAACACCUAUUGGGUUACUUCCACUCGUUGUACUGGUCGAUAUAUUAGUGUGAAAGUGCAGAAAUAACUCCGACAACUUGAAUAAAUUCCUCUACUUUAACCGCCACAUGCCCUGGAUCGGCAGGUCAUGUUUUCAAAAUAUCUCCCACCAACUCCCCAAAAAGUAAACGCACAUCUUCCUCAGCCGCCAUGUUUUCAAAGACUUCCCAAAGCAAUCAUUGGACUCGGUUCCCGGUAGCUCCGCCUACUGACUUUGAUGGCUGAGUUUGACAGAUAAAAUAAAUUAAUAAUUCAUUGAAUGAUUAAAUAAAUCAUGAAAUGUUACUGGAAAUAAUUAAAUUAUGAAAUCAAUUCAUUAAAAAUGGUUAAAUAAAUUAAAUGAUUAAAUGUACUUUUACAUUAAGCAAAUGAAUGUCACAUUUAAUUACACAUUUGUGUAUUUAAUUUCGAAUAGAAUUAAUGGCCCAUUGAGGUACUUAUUUAAAGAUGUGUGUAUUUAUUUAAUUUUGUCCCCAUGACUCUUCAUAUUGAUGGAUCGUAUACAAGAAGAGAACUUCACCAUUGUGAAGCUGAAGUAAAACCCUGGCGUCCAUGUCGUGUUUGGUCAUGUGACUGGAGUGCGGCGUGGCGUCAUCUUCGUUGCAGUGCAUUUAAAAAUCAGACACGGGAAGACUUCUUGAAGCGUGUCAGCAAACUUCUGCAUGGCUUUCUGAGGCGGCGCCAAAAGCGUUUUUCCUUCCGCCGUCUUGAGGUUUUUUGUUUUUUUUGGGGCGCCACCUUGUGGUGCGAGCGUGCCUAAGCCGCUUCUUCUCUUCUUC
Messenger RNA from Entelurus aequoreus (snake pipefish), 4902 nucleotides. RefSeq names its product protein phosphatase 1, regulatory subunit 12A (gene ppp1r12a). Lineage: Eukaryota; Metazoa; Chordata; Actinopteri; Syngnathiformes; Syngnathidae. Gene Ontology annotation, cellular component: A band; cytoplasm; Z disc. The transcript is spliced from 26 exons. Bases 124 to 3348 code for a protein of 1074 amino acids. The record is from RefSeq and is a predicted model, not a curated record. Gene Ontology annotation, biological process: signal transduction. Gene Ontology annotation, molecular function: enzyme inhibitor activity; phosphatase regulator activity; protein kinase binding.